This is a messenger RNA of Rubroshorea leprosula, 859 nucleotides long. NCBI's taxonomy places the organism in Eukaryota, Viridiplantae, Streptophyta, Magnoliopsida, Malvales, Dipterocarpaceae. The record is from the annotation of a GenBank genome assembly.
AUUUUAGUUAUUUAAUAAAAUUUAAAAAUUUUAUUUUUAUUUUAUUUUAUUUUUAAAAAUUAUUUUUAACAGAUUUUUAAAAAUUAUUUAAUUAAAUAAAAAUAUUAUAUUUUUCUUUCCUCCACUUUCAUCUAAGUCUACUAUCAACCUUUUUUUUCUCUUCACUUCUCUUCUCUUUCCUUCUCUUCUCCUUUACUUCCUUUCCUUUACUACUAUUUAUUCAAAUAGACGCUGAGGGUGGUUUGUGCUGUCAGAAAGUUUUGCUUUCUCAUGCGGCAUCAUGAUAUGCUGGGUUUUCGCUGUUUUAUGGGGGUUGGAUAGGUCAAAGGAGUAUCUAAGAACUAUGCCUUCAAGGGGUUCCUUGCGCGUGCCAGUUGUUUUAACGAUUUUGAGAUGAACAUGUCCUCUUGCUGUCUAUCGUACUUGACUUGUGUAAUCUACCAAUCAAUUCAAUAACUUUAAUCUGCCAAUGACAUUGUUAAUUUCCUCAUCUUUCUUUCUCAUUCCUUCUGCCUCAGUUUCUUUUUUUCUUUCUUUUUUCCUUAUUUUAAUGUCGGUCCUAUCCGAGGUAGGCUAUGCAUGCGAAAGGAGGAAAUUUGCAAGGAAUUUAAUUUUCCUGAUGGCCUCCCUAAGUAGGCUAUUCAAGCUGAAAUGACAUUUAUAAGGAAUACGGUCUUCCACUCUUCCUCAUUGCCUCUAUGCUGAACCAAGAUUACCGUUAAGGGAACUUUUUUUUUUUUUUUUUGGUUACAUAACGAAAGGUAAUUAUUUUUUAUUUAUCAUCUCAUCCUUUUUGUAUGUCAUGUGAUUCGAAUUCAGAAUUUUUUAUUUUAAGCGGAAAGAAAUUAUUAUUAUUAUU